Hydractinia symbiolongicarpus is the source of this 1634-nucleotide messenger RNA. RefSeq lists its product as uncharacterized. Lineage: Eukaryota; Metazoa; Cnidaria; Hydrozoa; Anthoathecata; Hydractiniidae. The transcript has 6 exons. Bases 122 to 1156 code for a protein of 344 amino acids. The record is from RefSeq and is a predicted model, not a curated record.
AAACAGCCGUGUCUACUAGACAACUCCCGGUAACAUCCAAUGGCCCACACAGUGUGCCAUUUUCCCAAUUUCCCUCACAUGGCUUGGGUUAACCCGGGGCUAUGGUUACAUUCACUCGCCCAUGAUGAAUCGCCGUCAAGAGGAAUCGAACCCGGUCUCCCACACAGAAUUUAUCAAUAUGGCAGAAUAUCCAAUUGCUAUUGAAAAAAAGAUUGCAUUUCAACAAGGGUUGCCUGCAGGAUGGAAACUUAACCCAAGCACCAAUAAAACAAUGUGUGAAGAUAAUGCAGUGACUGUUUUAGUUGAUGAUAAAUCUUUUGAUGGUGGGAGCACUUAUCUGCAGGUUCGAAAUUUAUCAGAAUUGGAGGAGGUAAAGCAGUUGAUCAGAAGCAAGCCAUUGUUUACAACUGCUAAAUGUGGCAAGAGUUAUGAUACAGGUGAUUAUGAUGGAGGUAGGCGUGGCAGCCAGGGUGACGGCGAAUAUACCACUGAAACAUAUACAGAAGAUUUUGUUGUCUUAGUGAACACAAAUCACCAACAAAUUGCAGAGAAAUUCAAUAAUGGCUUUCAGCAAGCAGAAAGGUAUUUGCACGAAGGAAAAAAAUUUCGUAUUACGAUAUCCUUGAGUGAGUCAUUACGGAUAUGGUUCAUGAACCAUGAGCAUGUCGACCACCAAUGGAAAUCGACAGCAUGGGCAGCCAAAUGCGAUAUAUAUUUAGUGAAUGGUAUCGAAGCGCCAAACUGUGCUGACCGAUGUUUUAAUUGCGAUACAUCCACUAUGGUCUUUCUUUGGUGCAUUUGUUUUCCGUUCUUCUUCUUGUUGGCAUUGCCGUAUAUCAUAUACAAGAAAUUUAUAAUGGGUAUUCACGAAAGUAAAGUGGGUGGAGCUGUUCCUGUAACCUUCCACCAAGGUCCAAUUCAAAUGGGCUUUAAGUUGACAAAUUUGUUUUUUCCACCUGGUACAACUAUUACCACUAUAACAACCUAUCCACAACAGCAGCAACCCGCUCCAUAUCAACAGCAAUAUCAACCCCAUCAGCAUGGUUACCAAGAACCGCCGUACCAGCAACAACCACCUUACCAGCAACAACCACCUUACCAAAACCAGAGCUAUUACCAACAGCAACAACCGGGUUAUCAACAGUCCGGUUUUUGAAUGAGUAGUCAUAAUUAGUCUACCAUCUCCUUUUUCGAUUCCUCUGUUCGUGGAUUCAUACUGCGUGUUUAUUUGUAUCAUUUACGUGCACUAUAUUGGGCAGAUGGAAACAUGUAACAAUAUUUCGCUAAAAAAAAAAUAAGGAAAUUGCGCAACUCUUGGAAAUAUUUUUCUUCUUCUUUUUUUCUCCGGCUAAAGCAGCUAUUUAAUUUGUUUAUAUUUUUUGGUUUACUGACUAUUAAAUGUUAUACGUCAACAUUUUAUAUUUUUAUAUUAAAUUUUUUUUUGUCACGAUAUAAUUCCAUCCUAUGUAAAUAAAUAUCCUAGGUGAUUUUUGCACAUGUAAUAUUUUUACUUCAAAAGGAUUAUAAAUUCUCAUGAAAAUUAAUUGUAAGUUUUUGUAUCUUACUUUAACAACCUUGUAAAUUAAAUCUUCAGCGCAUUUUUAAUUGCGCAAAUUUACAAUUUGCGAAAAUGA